Messenger RNA from Danio aesculapii, 1367 nucleotides. It is a transcript of the gene rspo4, whose product is annotated as R-spondin 4. The transcript is spliced from 5 exons. The coding region runs from base 17 to 748 and encodes 243 amino acids. The record is from RefSeq and is a predicted model, not a curated record. NCBI's taxonomy places the organism in Eukaryota, Metazoa, Chordata, Actinopteri, Cypriniformes, Danionidae.
ACAGACAGUCAGUUUCAUGCAGAUGUUACAGAACCUGCUCCCUGUCCAGAUGCAUUGGCAACUUUUGGCUGUACUCUCCCUGUUUUGUCAGAUGCUCAUAUUGACGUUAGCUGUAAGGAAAAGAAGAGAGAGCUGGCGUCAGGACUGCAGGAGCUGUCUGCUGUGCUCCAGAGAGAAUGGCUGUCUGCGCUGCUCAGAGCGGCUCUUCCUCUACCUGCGCAGAGACGGCAUCCUUCACCAUGGAUCCUGUCUGCACUCCUGUCCCGCCGGACACUUUGGCCUCCGAGGAAAAGAGCUCAACCGAUGCAUGAAAUGUAAAGCUCCAGAGUGCGAGAGGUGCUUUAACAAAGACUUCUGCACCAAGUGUAAGAUCGGCUUUCUGCUGUUCAAGGGCAAAUGCUUCAAGAGCUGUCCAGAGGGCACAUUUGCUCAGUCCACAGACUGUGUGGAAGGCUGUGUGUUCAGUGUUUUUGGUUUCUGGAGUGAAUGGAGCUCAUGUCAGCACAACGGCCUGAGCUGUGGAGUCAGAUGGGGCUUUCAGAGCAGGACCAGAGAGCUGUCCAGAAACACGCCUGAGGAGAAGGAAACCCUAUGUCCGCCUCAGACAGAGAGCAGAAAGUGCCAGAUGAAGAGACGGUGUCGCAAAGGUAAAAGAAAAAAUGAAAAGAAACAGGAGAGAAGAAAUGCACAGAAAAAGCUGAAGCUCUUCGGGAACCGAACCAUAACAAAUCCUCCUUGGGGAAUGUAAAUUUCAGCAUUUUUAUUCCUCAAUAAUAUAUGUAAACAUUUUUAAAACAUAUUUUUGUAUUGAUAUUUUAAUUGUAAUUUAGCUUUUUUUAUAAUCAGGAUCUGUCAUGAAGCAAGUGAUUGCACAUCUUUUAUUAAUGCAGGUGUAUAAAGUAUUGUAUCAAGUUCUGUUUACAUGACUGUGGCACAUCAUAACCUGUAUUUGCUCUAUGUUUUUUUUUUAUUGUAUUGACAAAUUGGGAGCAUUUUACCCAACUCUGCAGCAAAUCUUUCACCCUCCUUGGUACAGUGUGGUUUAACAAAGACAAGAUCCAUGUUGGAUUUUGUCACUGUACAUUUCCAUCUGAUGAAUAACAGACGGGCAGCUUCAUGUGGUUUGGUUUGUAUCUCUGCUGCUUUCUGUACUCUACAUGCCUCAAGCUUUUCUGUUUUCCAACAACAUACUACCCUUGUUUUUGCACUUCUUCACUGCAAUCGUAUUGAAGCAAAAACAAGAACAAUGUAAUAAUCUUGACCUUCCACUCCACUUAUUCAGUCUCAUCUUCAUUCAGUUAUCUGAAUCUGAAAAAAAAUAUUACAUUACAUUUUAAUGUCAUGUAAAGUGGUUGCAAACUAUUUAU